Linum trigynum is the source of this 3307-nucleotide messenger RNA. Lineage: Eukaryota; Viridiplantae; Streptophyta; Magnoliopsida; Malpighiales; Linaceae. The record is from the annotation of a GenBank genome assembly.
GUGAAGGCCUACGGGUCGCCAAACAAGACCUUAAAGGAUAAAGACACAUCUUCAAAAAAAAAAAAAAAAAUAUCGGGAGACCUGAGAACUAUUAUUGGGCACCAUUAUUAAUUCGAAUGGACACCACUCAAUUACAAAUCGUAAUGAUGUUUUAUGGACACUUUGGCCAUUAGGACUCCGCACUUAUCCAAAAAUAUGCCUUGCUCUCGUCACUCUUUUCUCUUCUAAAUUCUAAUCCUUCGAUAUCCCUUUAAUUAGAUCUUUCUCUUGGCAUCUCAUAGGGUAUUUUUUUUUACACAAACGAUAUUAAGGACACACUUGAAUAAAAGUGUCAUAAUUGUGUGUCGCCUAAAUCACUCAAUAAUUUUUUUCUCUCACUCAAGAAUCGAGAGAAACUUAAAUCAUUCCCUCGUGGUAUAUCUGGUCGCGUUUAACACCCGAUCUACCAAAAAUAUCAUGCUAAUGACAAAACCUUCAUUCUCUACCAAAAUAAUAUGGUAAAUAUAUCUUACUAAAUGAAAAAAAUAGAAAGAGUUAGUAAUUAUUUUUAUAUGCAUAUCCAAAUUAACAUUUAUACCUCCAAUUGCAAUUUAAACCAUUCAUUUACUUUCCAAAAUACUUUCACAACUUGCACCAAAAAAAAAAACUUUCACAACUUCAUAAUUAGACCACCAAUAUAUAUUUUUCUUUUUUUCUUCCACCCUUCAUACUCCUUCCAAAAUUAAAAAUUUCCCGUAAAUAAAAAUUCAUUUCCCAUUUACCCUUCACUCCCUCCCCCUAUAUAAACCGUUCUUUUGGUCUCACAUUUUCCCCCACAAAAUUUACCAAUCCAAACAAAAACAAUGGCUAGAAGGAGGUUGAGGCUCGCGUGGAUUCCAAACGAAGCCGCCAGAAGAGCCACGAUGAGAAAGCGCCGCCAAAGCCUGGUCAAGAAAGUGAAAGAGCUCUCCGUCCUCUGCGGCGUCCCAGCUUUCUGCGUCAUUUACUGUCCGGACGAACCGGAACCAACGGUCUGGCCACCCGACAGGGAAGAGGCCGAAAAGCUGCUGGCCCGGUUCCUAGCCGCGCCGCCGUUCGAGCAGUCCAAGAGAACGACCAACCAAGAAACCUAUCUCCUGGACCUGGUGGGAAAGCUCCAAGAAGCCCGGGGGAACCAGCAGAAGGUCCUGAACCAGCUCGAGCUCGCCUACCUUAUGGACCAGGUUCACUACACAAGGAGGGGGCUGGGCGGGUUGGACCUACAUGGGUUGGACCGGUUGUCGGUUCUGCUGGAGGAGAGGCUGAGUGAGAUCAGGAAGAAGGCUGAGUUCUUUGAAGUUGAACUGAAUGGAUCCUCGUCACUAGGGAGAAAUAAUGUAACCAACGUUGACAAUGACAACGUUGUUGUUCCCGAAAACAAUAUUGAUUUGUUGUGGCAGGAGGACUUCAUGAAUAACAUUAUCAAUCAGGAUGGUGGCGACGACGGCAAUGGCAAUUAACGGUGGACGGUGGAGUAGUAGUAGUUUGAAUUUCAUAUUUAUUGGAGUUUCUUUUCAAUGGCGGUGGGUGGGCGACAUAGGUUUUUUUUUCCUUCUGUUUCAUCGUUGUAGUGAUGAACACAGUUAUUUCAGUUAUUGUGUAAGGUUCGUUAGAUUCUGGUCUGAUCAAUAAAAGGGAAUCAGCCUCUUAAUUUCAAGCAUAUUAGCAUAAUGUAACAAAAAAAAAAAAAAACCCCCCUAGCUAGCGUGUGCAUGGAAGAGUAGCUAGAUCGAGUAGUGUGAUGAUAAACAAGAAUAAAUUAUUUAAAUAAAAUUAUCGCUAAAAUGAUUUAGAUGGCCGUUCAAAGUGAGACUUCGAUUUUUAUCUAACACAAGAUAACAAAAGCAAUUGUACUUGCUAUACAUUGUCAUAUACAUGACUCUAUAUACUCAAAUGUCAAGCAUGUAUGAUCUGAUUUGAAACUCGUUUGAUGUAUAUGGAUUGCGAAUCAUAUCCGAUCGAAUAAUCAUCCAUAUGUAUUCCUAACAUAUUCGAUUUAAAAAUUGUUCGGUGCAUGAACUAUGAAAUUGUACCGGUAAUCAACUCAAUAAAACAAGUGUUUGGAGGAAUUUAUAUUAGACGUAGAAUGAAAAAAAUAUUAUCGUGGUAUGUUGCAAUAUGUCGUUAUAAAAUCGUAUAGAUUUGAUAAUUUGUGCUUGGUUUAACCGGUAGUCCGGUACAGUGCAUGCUGGUCAGUGUAGCAUGACUAGAAACCCUGCAUACGCAUCCCUUGAAAGGAAAGGCAAUAUUCCCCCCUCCCUCCCCCUAGAGAUAAUCACACCCUCCGGCUAAAGUCAUAUACGCGUAGGGAUGGCAAUUUGAACCCGCCUCGCCGGGUAAUAUUCGAGCUGACCCGCGAUGGGGCGGGUAUUACCCGACCCGCAUUAGCGUGGGGCGGGGCAUGGGUAUCAACUUCCGACCCGCCCUGUCCCGCCCCGCCCUAUUCUUACUCCGUUUUAUGUCAAUUUUUUACCCCAUCCAUUCAUAUAUCUCCUAUUUUGACUUUUAUUCAACUAUUUAGAUUUGAUCUUUCAACUAAAUAGAUUCAAUUACUUAUUAUAUUAUCACUAUUAUUCAUUCAUCAAGUAUUUUCCCCUUCGUUUUAUCAUAAAAAGUAAAAUUGUGCGUGCAUUUUUCUCAAAUAACAUGUAAGAGUGGGUAGACCCGCCCCGCCCUGUUCUCGCGCGGGUAUUACCCGCCCCAACCCGUACUAGCGUGGGGCGGGGCAUGAGUAUUGAGGUACCCGCCCCGCCCCGCCCCAUUGCCAUCACUAAUACGCGCCAGUGGAUAUAUCUUAACAACUGUAUUAAUUAUCUAAUAUAGGAAACAUAAUUAAAACAUGAAUCCACCAUUUAUUUAUUUUUUCUUGAUAUUCAUGCUUCUCCAGCUCUAAGACAACUGUCUUUUUCUGUCCAGAUUGUAUUGUAUCACGUACGUAUCACGUCGCUUGUCGUCUAACUCUCUAACGACCACUACUAUAUAAUAAUAAUAAUAAUAAUAAUAAUAAUAAUAAUAAUAAUAAUAAUACCAUAGCAUAAGUUUUUCAAAAAUUUGCAUCACAUGGUUAUAAUCACAUGCAUGAUGUAAAUUAAGAUGAUAAGUAUGAAGAAUUUUUUUCCACAUGCCCCAAAGAGGAAAUGGGAAUAUUUUUACCUUUACCAUAGAAGUAUAGUAACCAAAAUGGAAUUCAAGCAUGCCCUCAUUAACACAUCUCCAUUAUCACAUCCAAACCCAAAUCCUCUAACUCUCCAAUAUAGAGAGAAAAAAACAACAAAAUUCGUUAUUUUCU